Molecule: messenger RNA, 413 nt
Organism: Aspergillus heteromorphus CBS 117.55
Lineage: Eukaryota; Fungi; Ascomycota; Eurotiomycetes; Eurotiales; Aspergillaceae
Exons: 4
Coding region: 1-327 (108 amino acids)
Source: RefSeq, a predicted model, not a curated record
AUGUCCGCCAAGAACGAAUUCCUUUGCAUCCUUCCCGACAAGCCGGGCGUACAGGCCAAGCGAGUCGAAGUGCGCUCCCAGCACCUCGAAGGCGUCAAGCCCUUAGUCGAGGCCGGAACCCUGGUUGCGGGCGGCGCCAUGCUAAACAGUCACCCGAAGGAGGGCGAAUCCCUUUCCUUCCAGGGAAGCAUGCUCAUAGUCGUGGCGGAGAGCAAGGAGGAGGCGGAGAAGGUCAUCCAGAAUGACAUCUAUACGAAGAGUGGGGUGUGGGAUCUGGAGAAGGCGCAGAUUAUUCCGUUCAAGUCUGCUGUUCGGGUGGGAUUGUAGACUUACUGACUUCAUACCUACCUACAUAUCAAGCUCCUUUUUUGUCAUCUCUUCGGUGUAUAUACUACGCGCCACUAUUAUUGCUC